Caenorhabditis sp. 36 PRJEB53466 is the source of this 2073-nucleotide messenger RNA. The record is from the annotation of a GenBank genome assembly. NCBI's taxonomy places the organism in Eukaryota, Metazoa, Nematoda, Chromadorea, Rhabditida, Rhabditidae.
AUGCCACACAGCUUCUUGUUCACCUCUGAGUCCGUCUCCGAAGGACAUCCGGACAAGAUGUGCGAUCAAGUGAGUUUUUUUUCUCUAUUUUCUUAGUGAUAUCACUCUUGACCUAUUAUCAAGAAGUAAAAGACUGGUCUAGUUUGUAGUUUAAUUAAACGACUAGACGAGCUUAGAAAAGUAGUAACACGAGCUCUAGCAGCUGACAAAAAAAAGACUUGUGUCAAUUGUGUGUUUUCCAGAUCUCCGAUGCUGUUCUCGACGCUCAUCUGGCUCAAGAUCCGCACGCCAAGGUCGCAUGUGGUGAGUAGUUCAGCGGUUUACCGGCUCUGUGUACUUCGACGACCUGCUGGAAGACGGAGCGAUUGACAGAAGUGCCCUCCACUCAUUCACAGUAACCAGAGACUCGGUGACAUGGCGAACAGCAGCUCGGGACGCGGCACACACUUAAUAACCAUUUGAAGCGCAGUAAUCUUCUUGAUAAUAUCCGGAAGGAGUAGCUACGGAAGUGGAUAUUGUGUCGUGAAACUUGAUUGUUUUUCGCGAGAGGAGCUGGCCGCUUACCUUUUCUCAGUGGAAAAGAUUUGGAGUCGAGCUCCUCUCGCCAAUUCGCCUAAUCUUGUCUCUGUUGCAGGCCGUCUUGGGGUGAUGGAUGGUGUGAGGGGCUGACUUAUCGCACAUGUGUUUCUAAACCUGUUGAAAUGGUUGCUUUGAUUACAGAAACGGUAACUAAAACGGGUAUGAUCAUGUUGUGCGGUGAGAUCACCUCGAAAGCCGUGGUCGAUUACCAAGUUCUCGUUCGCAACGUCGUCAAGAAAAUAGGAUACGACGAUUCUUCGAAAGGUAAGCAGUGCAAGGGUGGAAAUGGGAAACCAGUAUAGCAGCGACGUCGGGCCGCUAACAGCAACGGAACAACAAGUCUGUCUGCUGGCUCAACUGAUCAACAGCCUGCCGUGAUCAUUAUGUGAUCCCAUAUUUUACGCUCUGAUAAAGUGCAAAUGGAAAUCGUUUAUUUUUAGGUUUCGACUACAAAACUUGCAAUGUCCUCGUCGCUCUUGAGCAGCAAUCUCCGGAAAUCGCCGCUGGAGUUCACGUCGACAAGGACAGCGAUGAUGUUGGCGCUGGAGACCAGGGAAUCAUGUUCGGAUACGCCACCGACGAGACCGAAGAGGCUAUGCCACUGACCCUUCUUCUGUCUCACAAGCUGAACUACAAGCUCCACGAACUCCGUCGGUCCGGAGAGCUCUCCUGGGUUCGUCCGGAUUCCAAGUCACAAGUGACCAUUGAGUACACCGCCGAAGGAGGAGCCUGCAUCCCAAUCCGCGUGCACACCGUCGUCAUUUCGACUCAGCACUCACCGGACAUCAGCCUCGAAGAGUUGAGAAAGGAACUCAUCGAGAAGGUGACUCGUACUCACACUAGAUGUUAUUUUGAAUUCUAUAAUUUCAGGUCAUCAAGGCUGUUAUCCCGGCCAAUCUCCUCGACGACAAGACCAUCUACCAUCUCAACCCGUGCGGUUCGUUCAUCGUCGGAGGGCCGAUGGGAGAUGCUGGACUCACCGGACGCAAGAUCAUCGUCGAUACCUACGGAGGAUGGGGAGCCCACGGAGGUGGUGCCUUCUCCGGAAAGGACCCAACCAAGGUCGACCGUUCGGCCGCCUACGCUGCUCGCUGGGUUGCCAAGUCGCUCGUCAAGGCUGGGCUCUGCCGCCGUUGCCUCGUCCAGGUCUCGUACGCCAUCGGAGUUGCCAAGCCACUCUCCGUCAUGGUCUUCUCGUUCGGAACUUCUGGCCUCACCGAGGGCGAGCUUCUGCACAUUGUCAACGAGAACUUUGAUCUCAGACCAGGAAUGAUCAUCAAGUAAGACAACUUGAGUAACCGAAUGUGUGAGAAUUGUUUGCUUUUUAGGGAUCUCGACCUCAAGAGACCAAUCUACGAGCCAACCGCCGAGAACGGUCACUUUGGGCACAACGAGUUCCCAUGGGAGCAGCCACGUCAGCUCAAGAUCGACGCCGACCUCCUCGCCAAGGCCCAAGGACCUGCCCGUAGAGACGACUCGGGAAUAGCCCACUAA